Messenger RNA from Oreochromis niloticus (Nile tilapia), 3018 nucleotides. RefSeq names its product NLR family CARD domain-containing protein 3-like. The record is from RefSeq and is a predicted model, not a curated record. Gene Ontology annotation, molecular function: protein binding. The transcript is spliced from 7 exons. The coding region runs from base 29 to 2953 and encodes 974 amino acids. NCBI's taxonomy places the organism in Eukaryota, Metazoa, Chordata, Actinopteri, Cichliformes, Cichlidae.
UGAGCUGGCUGACUGUCUGGAAAAGAAAAUGUUUGCUCCACUUUGUCAACAUGCUUUUAAAUCUAAGUUGAAAAAGAAGUUCCAGUGUGUGUUUGAGGGAAUCACUAAAGCAGGAAACCCAACCCUUCUGAAUCAGAUCUACACAGAGCUCUACAUCACAGAGGGAGGGACUGCAGAGGUCAAUGAAGAACAUGAAGUCAGACAGAUUGAAACAGCAUCCAGGAAACCCACAAAAACAGAAACUAUUAAACAAGAAGACAUCUUUAGAACUUUACCUGGAAGAGAUGAACCAAUCAGAACAGUGCUGACAAAGGGAGUGGCUGGCAUUGGGAAAACAGUCUUAACUCAGAAGUUUAGCUUGGACUGGGCUGAAGACAAAGCCAGCCAGGACAUCCAAUUUGUUUUUCCAUUCACUUUCAGAGAGCUGAAUGUGCUGAAAGAGCAAAAGUUUAGCUUGGUGGGACUUGUUUGUAACUUCUUUACUGAAACCAAAGAAGCAGGAAUCUGCAGCUUUGAAGACUUCCAUGUUGUUUUCAUCUUUGAUGGUCUCGAUGAGUGCCGACUUCCUCUGGACUUCCACAACACUGAAAUCCUAACUGACCCUAGAGAGUCCACCUCAGUGGAUGUGCUGUUGACAAACCUCAUCAGGGGAAAACUACUUCCCUCUGCCCGUGUCUGGAUAACAACACGACCUGCAGCAGCUAAUCAGAUCCCUCCUGAGUGUGUUGACGUGGUGACAGAGGUUAGAGGGUUCACUGACCCACAGAAGGAGGAGUACUUCAAGAAGAGAUUCAGAGAUCAGGAGCAGAGUAGCAGGAUCAUCUCUCACAUCAAGACAUCACGAAGCCUCCACAUCAUGUGUCACAUCCCAGUCUUCUGCUGGAUCACUGCUACAGUUCUGGAUGAUGUUCUAAAAACCACAGAGGGAACAAUGCCACCAAAAACCUUGACUGAGAUGUACAUCCACUUCCUGGUUGUUCAGGCCAAAGUGAUGAAGGUAAAGUAUGAUGGAGGAUCUGAAACAGAUCCACCCUGGAAUCCAGAGAGCAGGAAGAUGGUUAAGUUUCUGGGAAGGCUGGCUUUUGAGCAGCUACAGAAAGGAAACUUAAUCUUCUAUGAAUCAGACCUGACAGAGUGUGGCAUUGAUAUCAAAACAGCCUCAGUGUACUCAGGAGUGUUCACACAGAUCUUUAUAGAGGAGAGAGGACUGUACCAGGACAAGGUGUUCUGCUUCAUUCAUCUGAGUGUUCAGGAGUUUCUGGCUGCUCUUCAUGUCCAUUUAACAUUCAUCACCUCUGGUAUUAGUUUACUGGAAGAACAAUCUACAACCAAUGUGUGGUCUACUGUAUUUAACAAAGUGAAACUACAAUCUCUGCACCAGAGUGCUGUUGACAAGGCCUUGCAGAGUACACAUGGACAUUUAGACUUGUUCCUGCGUUUCCUCCUGGGUCUUUCACUGAAGACAAAUCAAACUCUCUUACAGGGUCUGUUGACACAUACAGGAAGCAUCUCAGAGACAAGACAGGAAACAGUCGAAUACAUCAAGAUGAAGCUAAGUAAGAAUCUGUCAGCAGAGAGAAGCAUCAAUCUGUUCCACUGUCUCAAUGAACUGAAUGAUUCUUCUUUAGUGAAGGAAAUCCAACAGGUGAGGUCAGGACGUCUCUCCACAGAUAAACUGUCUCCUGCUCAGUGGUCAGCUCUGGUCUUCAUCUUAAUGUCAUCAGAAAAGGAUCUGGAUGUGUUUGACUUGAAGAAAUACUCUGCUUCAAAGGAGGCUCUUCUCAAGUUGCUGCCAGUGGUCAAAACUUCCAAAAGAGCGCUACUGAGUGGUUGUAACCUGUUAAAGAGAAGCUGUGAAGCUCUGUCCUCAGUUCUCAGCUUUCAGAACUCAAGUCUGAGAGAGCUGGACCUGAGUAACAACAACAUACAGGAUUUGGGAGUGAAGCUUCUAUCUUCUGGAUUGGAGAAUCCAAACUGUAAAGUAGAAACUCUCAGACUGAGCAUCUGUAACCUAUUAGAGAGAAGCUGUGAAGCUCUGUCCUCACUUCUUGGCUCCCAGUCCUCUAGUCUGCGAGAGCUGGACCUGAGUAACAAUGACCUGAGAGACUCAGGAGUGAGGUUGUUGUCUGCAGGACUUAAGAGUCCACAUUGUACCCUGGAAAUCCUCAGUCUAUCAGGGUGUCUGAUCACAGAGGAAUGCUGCUCAGCUCUGAGCUUCAACCCCUCCCAACUGAGACAGCUGGACCUGAGGUACAACCAUUUGGGAGACUCAGGAACAAAGCUUCUAUCAGCUAGACUAAAGGAUCCACAAUGGACACUGAACAUUCUUUGGGUGGAUCCUGCUGGACAACGGUGGUUGAGACCAGGUCUGAGGAAGUAUUCCUGUCAACUCACAAUCGACACAAACACAGUGAACACAAAACUCAAACUAUCUGACAACAACACAAAGGUGACACAUGCAGGGUUUCAGUCAUAUCCAGAUCAUUCAGACAGAUUUGACUGGUGGCCUCAGCUGCUGUGCAGAGAUGGUCUGACUGGUCGCUGUUACUGGGAGGUCGAGUGGAGAGGAAGUGUUGAUAUAUCAGUGAGUUACAGAAGAAUCAGAAGGAAAGGAGGCGGUGAAGACUGUUUGUUUGGAGUGAAUGAUCAAUCCUGGAGUCUAAACUGCUCUGACUCUGAUGGGUACUCUUUCUGUCAUAAUAACAGAAAAAUAUCCAUCUGCUCCUCCUCUGUCUCUAACAGAGUAGCAGUGUAUGUGGACUGUCCUGCUGGCACUCUGUCCUUCUACAGCGUCUCCUCUGACACUCUGAUCCACCUCCACACCUUCAACAUCACAUUCACCGAAACUCUUUUUCCUGGAUUUGGAGUCUGGGGUGGUUAUUCUGUCAGUCCCACUGUUACAUUCUGGCCAGGUCAGACUCCUGGUUCCUCACUGCAACUAUGUGUAGUUUAAUCUCAAGAAUGUUAGAGAAACACUCUGACUGUUGAGCAGAGUCUCUCACUCUCUCUAAAACAUGU